This is a messenger RNA of Salvia splendens (bonfire salvia), 1271 nucleotides long. RefSeq names its product N-(5'-phosphoribosyl)anthranilate isomerase 1, chloroplastic. Lineage: Eukaryota; Viridiplantae; Streptophyta; Magnoliopsida; Lamiales; Lamiaceae. Bases 272 to 1066 code for a protein of 264 amino acids. Gene Ontology annotation, molecular function: phosphoribosylanthranilate isomerase activity. The transcript has 4 exons. The record is from RefSeq and is a predicted model, not a curated record. Gene Ontology annotation, biological process: L-tryptophan biosynthetic process.
GUACUCGCCAUAAAGAAUACACCAAAAAUUUUAAACUUCAUAAUUUAUAAUUCAAUUUGAUUAUCUCUGCUUAUUUGACAUUAGUAAUAAAUACAUCUACAUUAACUUUUUUCUUUUCCAUUUUUCGCAUAGGCAAAUUACAUUAAUUUUUGUAGCUAAAGAACAGAAUUUUUUGUAGCAUUAACACAAGGCAGUUGGACAAGAACGACGGUGAAGGAAGUAUUCAGUUCAUCCCGGUUUUGUAAUAGUGUUCUUAACCGGCGGCAGUAAUAUGCUCUCAGGUCUCUCUGUUCCUCUCAAUAGUCUCUCAUUCGUGGAAACACGUUUGUCCAGCAUCCCAAUUUUUCCUAAGAUGAAGGUAACAUGUGCAGUGAAUCACUCGGAAAGUGGUUCUUCUGCUCAAAAGGAACAUGAUAACAUUAAGGUGAUUAAACCUUUAGUUAAAAUGUGUGGAAUCACAUCAGCUAGAGAUGCUGCUUUGGCAGCAGAAGCUGGUGCAAAUCUUAUUGGGAUGAUUAUUUGGCCCAAAUCAAAAAGGUCUAUUUCACUCUCUGUCGCCAAGGAGAUUUCGAGGGUGGCAAGGGAACAUGGAGCUGAGCCAGUUGGGGUGUUCGUAGAUGAUGAUGCAGAGACUAUAUUAAGAGCGUCUGAUGAAGCAGAACUUGGAUACGUGCAGCUUCAUGGAAAGGGUUCUAGGGAUGCUUUUCAAAACGUAGUCAAACAAAACAAAGUAAUAUAUGUUCUUCACGCGAAUGAAUAUGGUGAACUUUUGAAUUCUAUUUCUCAUGAAGAAUGCUCUCAAGUUGAUUGGGUUCUUGUCGACAGUGCUACAGGCGGCAGCGGGAAAGGCUUCGAUUGGUCCAGGUUCCAAUAUCCAUCUAUUAGUAGCAAACAAGGAUGGCUUUUAGCUGGAGGGAUUAAGCCCGAUAAUGUGUUUGAAGCUCUUUCGACUCUCAAGCCGACUGGCAUUGAUGUUAGUAGUGGCAUUUGUGGUCCGGAUGGAAUUCAAAAGGACAAAUCGCGAAUAUCAUCAUUCAUGGAGGCAGUGAAUUCGGUUCAGUAUUGAGUGAUGGAGCUGCUGAAGCCAUGAGAAAUGUCUGUAUUCAAACCCUCUUUCUGCAAGUACCCUCAUUUUUAAUCAUGUUAAGCUUUUUCAUUUUUCCAUAAGACCACAUUAUUAUUGUAAAUUCUGAAUUCAACAGUCCAAAUCUCCAUGUUCCAUCACAAAAAUGUGUGUUAUUAUUAAAUGUAUUAUUGUUGCAUCACAAAAA